CUGUCCCACCCCAGGCGCACCCUGGCCGAUAUCAUCAUGGAGAAGCUCACGGAGAAGCAGACGGAGGUGCAGACGGCGCUGUCGGAGCUCUCGGGCUGCCCCAUGCCCCAGCUCGACCCCCGUGUCCUGGAGGUCUACAGGGGUGUCAGGGAGGUGCUGUCCAAGUACAGGAGUGGGAAGCUGCCCAAGGCGUUUAAAAUCAUUCCUGCCUUGUCCAACUGGGAGCAGAUCCUCUACAUCACUGAGCCAGAGACCUGGACAGCAGCUGCCAUGUACCAGGCCACCAGGAUAUUUUCCUCCAACCUGAAGGAGAGGAUGGCCCAGCGCUUCUACAACCUGGUGCUGCUGCCGCGGGUGCGGGACGACAUCGCCGAGUACAAGCGGCUCAACUUCCACCUGUACAUGGCUCUGAAGAAGGCUCUGUUCAAGCCAGCAGCCUGGUUCAAGGGGAUCCUCAUCCCGCUCUGUGAGUCGGGCACCUGCACGCUCAGGGAGGCCAUCAUCAUCGGCAGCAUCCUCAGCAAGUGCUCCAUCCCCGUGCUGCACUCCAGCGCAGCGCUGCUGAAGCUGGCUGAGAUGCAGUACAGCGGCGCCAACAGCAUCUUCCUGCGGCUGCUGCUGGACAAGCGCUACGCGCUGCCCUUCCGCGUGCUGGACGCGCUGGUCUUCCACUUCCUGGCCUUCCGCAGCGAGCGGCGCCCGCUGCCCGUGCUGUGGCACCAGAGCCUCCUGGCCCUGGCCCAGCGCUACAAGGAGGAUCUGUCCUCCGAGCAGAAGGAGGCGCUGCUGGAGCUGCUCAAGUUCCACAGCCACCCCCAGAUCUCCCCCGAGAUCCGCAGGGAGCUGAUGAACUCCAGGACCAGGGACGUGGAAGGGGAGCAGCCAGUGGGCAUGGAGUGAGCAGGGAAAGGCUGGGUGCUGCUGGGAGCCUGGAUAGGAGCAUCCAGUCUGGAGCAGGAGCAUCCAUCCCGGAGCAGGAGCACCUGUCCUGGAUCAGCAGCACUCA
Molecule: messenger RNA, 1006 nt
Organism: Ficedula albicollis (Collared flycatcher)
Lineage: Eukaryota; Metazoa; Chordata; Aves; Passeriformes; Muscicapidae
Gene: BYSL
Product: bystin like
Exons: 5
Coding region: 37-900 (287 amino acids)
Biological process (GO): rRNA processing
Cellular component (GO): preribosome, small subunit precursor; nucleolus; cytoplasm
Molecular function (GO): snoRNA binding
Source: RefSeq, a predicted model, not a curated record